CUCAUUUUUCUAAUUAUAUUCUAACUUCUAUCUCAUCAAUUACACCUCCAACUCUGAAAGCUAAUUCAUUCGUCACUUCUUCAUGGAUCCUAUAAUGAUAGAGAAGCUCAAAGCCAUGAAAUGUCAUAGAAGAUCAAAGACAACAAAGCUCCUCCAAGACCUCCUCAAGUUCUUUCUGGCAACAAUUUUCCUUGGCCUAUUUCUCUCAAGCCCUCUUUGGCUCCCCUUCACCUUCUCCCUCCUCAAGACUCUUCUCAUGGUGAUUGUCGAUACCAAGUGCCUCUUCGUCAUUUUCAAUAUCAUCGUUAUCGUUCUUUUUGGCCAGUCUAAGCUCUCAAUCCCUUCUCCUUCUUAUGAUAUCUAUGAUGAGUAUGUUAGCCGGAACAAGAGCCUCCAAAGGUUAAACAUUAGCGAGAAUGCAGUAAAGAAGGAUGUAGUACUAGAAGACAGAGAAGAGAGUAAAUAUGAAGAGGUGGAAGAGGGUGAUCUCAAUGGGGGCUUAGAUGAAUUGAACAAGAGGGUUGAAGACUUCAUUGCUAGGGUUAACAAGCAAAGGAGGAUUGAAGCAAGAACCAUAGACUACUAUGGCAAUUGUUAGAAAGUACGUCAGAUAUUAUAGUUAUGUAUCUAUGCGACGAAUUAUCCUAGCUAGCUAAUGAAAGGAAGAUCUUUUGUAGGAAUGCAUGUAACCCUUUUUUGAAGAUCAUUGGAGUGCAAGUUACUCUUGAGAAUUGGCAUUUUGCUUGUUUUCAUUGAGUAUGCUGCAUAUAUCUCUUGGAGGUCAAAGUUUCAAUCUUUGGUGUUGGUUUGUCGA
Molecule: messenger RNA, 814 nt
Organism: Asparagus officinalis (garden asparagus)
Lineage: Eukaryota; Viridiplantae; Streptophyta; Magnoliopsida; Asparagales; Asparagaceae
Exons: 1
Coding region: 83-598 (171 amino acids)
Source: RefSeq, a predicted model, not a curated record